AGAGAUUCUCCCAAUCGCCGAAGAUCCGCCCUAUAAAAUACAAGGGGAGGAGGAGGGGUAGGGAGAGCCCCAAAAAGGCCGGCCAACUAAACCCUGUCAACAUUUUACCUGAGGGAUAGGGACUAGGAGCCCCCACACACACACACACAGACACAGACACAGACAGCCUGUUGUAUGUAUGAGCUGCCCACAGCAAGUUUGAACUUCUUGCCUCCGGUAGUGCUCCCGCUCCCAGGCCCCCACAUCCCUCCUCAGAUCCCCAACUCCAGAGGUGACGGAUGGAUUCUGAUGCCAGUCUGAUAUCGAGCCAGCCGUCGUCCCCGGAUCUGUUCCUGUCGGACGAGCCGACCUCGGGCUUCUCGGGCACGGUCUCCUCCACGCAGAGCGAGUGCGGCCGAGGGGCGCAAGGCCGGCCCAGGGAGCCGCUUCGGGCCAAGGACAAGAAGCAGAUGAGCGAGUCCGAGCUGCAGCAGCUCCGGCUGAAGAUCAACAGCCGGGAGCGCAAGAGGAUGCACGACCUGAACAUCGCCAUGGACGGUCUCCGGGAGGUCAUGCCGUACGCCCACGGCCCCUCGGUGCGGAAACUCUCCAAAAUCGCCACGCUGCUGCUGGCCAGGAACUACAUCCUGAUGCUGACCAGCUCCCUGGAGGAGAUGAAGCGGCUGCUGGGCGAGAUCUACGGCGGCGGUCACCACAGCAGCUUCCACCCGUCCCCAGCUUGCCAAGCCGGCCCGGCUCUGCCGCCUUCCCACGGCCCUCACCCUCUCCCGCACCCGGCUAUGGUCCCGGCCGUCAGCUCGGCCCCUCUAGCCGGGGCUAGCCUAUCCCCUGCCGUCGCCGCCGGCGUCCGCGGCCCGGGCAGCCUCCUGAAGACGGCGGGAGCUGCCGCCUCGGGUUUCCAGCAGUGGGCUGGCAUGCCGUGCCCGUGCACAAUGUGCCAGGUUCCGCCGCCUCCCCAUGUGCCCAGCGCUGGCAUGACCCGGCUACCCUCAGACAGCAAGUGAAGCAGAGGAAGUGAAGGAACUGGACUCCUCCAGCCGCUGCCAGCCAAGGUGAGAAUGGAACAGCUUGGCUGCUCUUCCCCCACCACCUUUGUGGUGAUCUUGUCCCUUUUUAUUAUCUGGUGUCCUUAUGUAUCUGUGUGAAAGUUGCAGUAACCCUUUUUUUCCCCCCACCGGACCCACACCCACCCCCUCUCUCGCUUAUUUAACUCGCAAACGGGUCAAGAAAUGUAACACGACCUUUCCCUUCCCCUCUUUGGGGGCAACUGGAUGUAUCAUUGCAACAGGAGACACGGGGGGAAAAAGGGAUACUGCAGCCUGCUAGCAGGUGAAUUUCACUGCACACUGAGCCGCCGGCAAAAUCCCGAGCAUGGCUCCCCGGAGUCGGGAAUGUUUUACCACGCACUCCGCUCUGGCCCGUGCUAGUGGGACAUUACAUGAAAUGUCCAUGUAGGAAAGACUUCGCUAUUCCGAUCGCGAACCAGAAAGAAGGAAAGAGGCGAUGAGUUUACAAAGAACAAUUCUGCGCGAAAGACGCUGGUCUGACCAACCCCAAGGAGUCGUUUGUGGGAGUUGAUGUAAAGACGUGUUUUCGCUCGGUACAGAAAUGUGUGCAACAUUGAAUCAGUUUGGGGGUGUGGGGGGGAGGGGGUGUGGGGACUGUCCUUGGAAUAAUUCAGCCCUGAACCGACAAAGACAAAUUUGUAUUCUUUCUUGUAAAAAUAGCUGCUCACCUUAAUGAAACAAAGGUAGUUGGAGUGUGAUACUACCAUUAUAAAGUACUUUGCCGUUCCCUGAGUUUUGUGAAAAUAUCUGUGUUUCGUUGGUUUUGGCUGAUUUCAUGCAAACGUUUUCUGUGUUUUUUUAUAUUGGUUUCCCUGCAACUCCUGAGUGUCGGUAACUGUCUAACUCGCUUCAACUCACUGUAACACCUGUCCUGCGCUUCACCACUCCGGAUACAGCGUGACAUUUCGUUUUUCUUCCGAUCAGCCUCCCGUAACAUCCUACCGAAACAAUCUUUUGUUUCUCAUCCGCGAGAGAGAAAAAAAAUUAUAAAGCAAAAAGUGUUUUCCAUCUGUUUAUUUUUGUAAGGAAAUGUGCUAAAUGAUAUUUAUUAUUCCGUUGAAAGACAAAAUAAGUGUGAUCAAGUAACUGUCGAGAUUUUAAAAUUAAAUAAAAAAAAUACGCAAUGUGCUUGUUUGGAUGUAAAGUUUGAGGGGGUGGGGACUGUGUUGGUUUAGUUAUUGAACACUUACAGGAGAAUGACCUGAACCUCCCAUCUAUACACUUUUAAAAAGCAUAACCUCGUACUCGCUCCAAGGUGACAAUCGGUUUGUGAGUGAGUGUUAUCUAAGUAAUAUUGUAUAAUUCUUUAUUAUUCAGACAAGCUUGGGGUGAGGGAAGGGGGAGAGUAUUGGGGAAACCGUACCGGUUCUAUUGUACGUUCAACUCGUUCUCUAGUAUUACGUUAUAACUACACAUGGCACGACAAAUGGCAACACUUUAAACAGGCCGGAAUCACUCAUCCCUCGCCGCUUUAAUUCCCGUUGUAGCGCCCAAAAUGUUUCAUUCCUGCACCUCUCUUCCCAGGCUGGGUCUGCGGUUAUUGGAGUCAUUUCAUACACUCCAUUCAUGUGACCCGAUGGAC
Messenger RNA from Chiloscyllium plagiosum (whitespotted bambooshark), 2649 nucleotides. Its product is annotated as oligodendrocyte transcription factor 2-like. Gene Ontology annotation, biological process: positive regulation of transcription by RNA polymerase II; oligodendrocyte cell fate specification; neuron differentiation. Lineage: Eukaryota; Metazoa; Chordata; Chondrichthyes; Orectolobiformes; Hemiscylliidae. Gene Ontology annotation, molecular function: protein dimerization activity; DNA-binding transcription factor activity, RNA polymerase II-specific; E-box binding. Gene Ontology annotation, cellular component: nucleus. The record is from RefSeq and is a predicted model, not a curated record.